Messenger RNA from Sander lucioperca (pikeperch), 2708 nucleotides. RefSeq names its product alanine aminotransferase 2-like. The transcript has 12 exons. The coding region runs from base 159 to 1634 and encodes 491 amino acids. Gene Ontology annotation, molecular function: pyridoxal phosphate binding; L-alanine:2-oxoglutarate transaminase activity. NCBI's taxonomy places the organism in Eukaryota, Metazoa, Chordata, Actinopteri, Perciformes, Percidae. The record is from RefSeq and is a predicted model, not a curated record. Gene Ontology annotation, biological process: biosynthetic process.
GCCAACCACGAGCAAAGGCGAGCGAAGGCGUGGCGGUCGGGUGGGAAUAUGAACUCUGCUCAACUGCGUCUGCCGGACCUCAGAGGAGCUCGAGUAAAAUUCCUGCUGAACAACUGAUAGCCAGUCCAGCGUGACGGAGUGCGCGUGACAUAACAAACAUGUCCCAGCAGGCAGCGAACGGGGUCCCGUGCAGGGGCAAGGUGCUUACUUUGGACAACAUGAACCCCAAUGUGAGGCGGGUCGAGUACGCGGUCCGUGGUGCUAUAGUCCAGCGGGCUGGGCAGAUAGAGAAGGAGCUGAAAGAGGGAGUCAAGAAACCUUUCACAGAAGUCAUCAAGGCUAACAUAGGCGAUGCCCACGCCAUGGGUCAGAAACCAAUCUCAUUUCUCAGACAGGUCUUGGCUCUGUGUUCUUACCCUGAACUCCUGGAAGACAACAAGUUUCCAGAGGAUGCCAAGCACAGAGCGCGGCGUAUUCUCGAGGCCUGUGGUGGCCACAGUAUAGGGGCCUACAGUGCUAGCCAGGGCAUUGAGUGCGUUCGUCAGGAUGUGGCGCGCUACAUAGAGAAGAGAGAUGGUGGAAUCCCCUCCAACCCUGACAACAUCUACCUCUCCACUGGAGCCAGUGAUGCCAUUGUGACCAUGCUGAAGUUGCUGGUGUGUGGCGAGGGCCGUGACCGGACAGGAGUAAUGAUCUCCAUCCCCCAGUACCCUCUGUACUCGGCCGCCUUGGCAGACCUGGGUGCCGUGCAGAUCAGUUACUAUCUGGACGAGGACAAGUGUUGGAGUCUGGAUGUCGCAGAGCUCAAGAGAGCCGUCGAUGCAGCCAGGCAGCACUGCAAUCCCCGCGUCCUCUGCAUCAUCAACCCCGGAAACCCCACUGGUCAGGUCCAGAGCAGACAGUGCAUCGAGGAUGUGAUCCGAUUUGCUAAAGAGGAGCAUCUCUUCCUCAUGGCUGAUGAAGUCUACCAGGAUAAUGUGUAUGCAGAGGGCUGUAAGUUUCACUCCUUUAAGAAGGUGUUGUUUGAGAUGGGACCAGCAUACUCCAGUACAGUGGAGAUGGCCUCCUUCCACUCUACCUCCAAAUGCUACAUGGGAGAAUGUGGAUUCCGUGGAGGCUACAUGGAAGUGAUUAACAUGGACCCUGAAGUGAAGGCUCAACUUACAAAACUGGUGUCUGUGCGUCUUUGCCCCCCCGUUCCAGGACAGGCUCUCCUGGACCUUGUGGUCAACCCCCCGCAGCCUGAUGAACCCUCCUACAACACAUUUAUGAAGGAGCGGACAGCAGUGUUAGCAGCUUUAGCAGAGAAGGCCAGGCUGACGGAGCAGAUCUUCAAUGAAGUACCCGGCGUCACCUGUAACCCUGUGCAGGGGGCCAUGUACACCUUCCCCCGCAUCGCUCUGCCGCAGAAGGCCAUCGACAAGGCAAAGGAGGAAGGCCAGGUCCCAGACAUGUUCUACUGCAUGAGGUUGCUGGAGGAGGAGGGUAUCUGCCUGGUGCCAGGUAGUGGCUUUGGCCAGAGAGAGGGAACCUUCCACUUUAGGAUGACCAUAUUGCCUCCUACUGAGAAGCUGAAGAUUGUGCUGCAGAAGAUCAGUGACUUCCACGUGCGGUUCACACAAGAGUUUUCAUAGCGAUCAGAAGACCAACUCAUUCAGUGCCAGUAUCUUUAAGUGCCUUUGUGUUAAGGAGGCAGCAGUAAGGCUGCAGUCGAAUAGUCAAAAAAAAACAUCCUUUUUCCAAACCACUUUUCCUUGACGUAGAUGGAAAAUGUCUGAGCCAUGUUACCGUGUCGUUUCAUGCAGGCUAUAUAACCGGGACAACCCAGUGCAAAAAUUACUUCAUUACCAAAAUUGGAAUUAAAAUAAAAGGAUUAUAGGCUACCAGUCACAAAGACAGUCACAUUUUAGAAUGGUUGCUCAAGCUCACCCUACUGUCCUCAUAUUUACCUGCAUAAAUCCAAAUUAGGAUUGUCUGAAAAAUCAUUGUUAAAUUUAUGCAAGAUAGGCGCAUAUAUAUAUAUAUAUUCUUACCAGCCGAAUGAGGCGGCGCUUUAAAUGUUGGGACGGGAUUAUCAUCUUUCGUAAAUGGUCUGGUGUAUCCUAUGCUGAAGGAGAUAAGAAAGCAUUGAUGCACCUUUCCAGAAUUCAACCAUCUCUGAUCAUGGCUGCCAGUUAGAUACUUCCUUUCACUCAGCUAGAAACCUUCCCAAGCAAAAAAAAAAAAGACUAUUCGACUGCAGCACAUCGCCUCCUGCAAUACAUAUCUCUCACCUCAAUGCUGUAAUUCACUGAAUCAGAUGUUUUUACUGUUUUGCAUCAGUGAAGAACCUUGAACGCUUUCUGGUUUAGACUAGUGAGAGAUGGAUGCCCUCCUCAUGUGUAUGUACAGCAUGUGAAGAUGUUAUAUUCAGUAAAAGAUGUACUUUCAUAAAGCAUUAGCCAGCCAGGUUUGUAAUGAUCAAAUGUUCCUAGUGCUGCUGAUUGUAUGUUAUAUAAAGAGUUUAAGAUAACUUACAUGUCCUUGUCACAGCUACAGGUGCAUCCCUGUCCUGCCAAGACUCAUACAGCCAAAUUAGUUUAAAGUAUAUUAAUUUAAUAACUUGAUUGAUUAGCUGUAGCGAAUGCAUCAUGCUGAGGCCUAAAUUGUAGCCAUUUGUAUUACUAAUAUGUAAACUGUUAAAUGUGAUUAAAACACUUGAAUUUCUA